Perca flavescens (yellow perch) is the source of this 1499-nucleotide messenger RNA. It is a transcript of the gene pptc7a, whose product is annotated as protein phosphatase targeting COQ7 a. Lineage: Eukaryota; Metazoa; Chordata; Actinopteri; Perciformes; Percidae. The transcript is spliced from 6 exons. Gene Ontology annotation, cellular component: mitochondrion. Bases 425 to 1318 code for a protein of 297 amino acids. The record is from RefSeq and is a predicted model, not a curated record. Gene Ontology annotation, molecular function: protein serine/threonine phosphatase activity. Gene Ontology annotation, biological process: protein dephosphorylation.
UGCGUAACGAUGUCUGACGUCAGAGCAGUCACAAGACCUUGCUAGCAGAGCCGAGCGCAGUGUGUGAGGACACGGGGCAACCGGUUCACACUUUGUUUUAUAUAGUGGUCUCAAAGGCAGGACUGACACCAUGGCCGCGGAGAACCAGCACUUACGGGUCUUUUGGAAUAGAAGAGGCGACUUUUUUCGGUGAUUUCUUUUUUGUUUUUCUUCCCAGAUAUCACAGCGCAAGAACAAAGCUCCUCGAGUCUGUACUUACAUCAUUGCGUAUGCGUGCGUGGCGGCUGUUGGCGGCGGCGGCAGUGUCUGGCUAGCUCAGCCGCACAUCACAGUCACGUUAGCAAGUCAACGUUGGACAUCGCCGCUAAGCUAGCAGGGUUGCUAGCUUGGCCGGUUUGUUUUGGUAGGAGCUGGUGUGUAGGUGAUGUUGUCCGUCCUGUCGUACGGUAGACUUGUGGCCAGAGCUGUCAUCGGCGGACUUUCUCAGACAGACGGCCGAGACUACAGCCUGGUGACGGCGAGCUGUGGCUUCGGCAAGGACUUUCGCAAAGGCAUCCUGAAGAAAGGGAUGUGCUAUGGGGACGACGCGUGCUUCAUCGCCCGACACAGAUCCGCUGAUGUUUUGGGUGUAGCAGAUGGAGUAGGUGGCUGGCGAGACUAUGGAGUAGACCCAUCGCAGUUUUCAGGCACACUGAUGAAGACGUGCGAGAGGCUGGUGAAGGAAGGACGCUUCGUCCCCAGCAACCCAGUGGGAGUCCUCACCAGCAGCUACUACGAGCUGCUGCAGAACAAAGUGCCCCUGCUGGGCAGCAGCACGGCCUGCAUUGUGAUUUUGGACCGGCAGAGUCACCGGCUGCACACAGCCAACCUGGGAGACUCGGGCUUCCUGUUGGUCCGGGGAGGGGAGGUGGUCCACCGCUCGGACGAGCAGCAGCACUACUUCAACACGCCCUUCCAGCUGUCCAUCGCCCCCCCGGGGGCCGAAGGAGCCGUCCUCAGUGACAGCCCCGACGCAGCAGACAGCUCUUCGUUCGACGUCCAGCUGGGGGACAUCAUCCUCACCGCCACCGACGGGCUCUUCGACAACAUGCCCGACUACAUGAUCCUGCAAGAGUUGAAGAAACUCAAGAACACAAACUAUGAGAGCAUCCAGCAGACCGCCCGCAGCAUCGCAGAGCAGGCCCACGUACUGGCGUAUGACCCCAACUACAUGUCGCCUUUUGCACAGUUUGCUUGUGACAACGGACUGAAUGUAAGGGGAGGAAAGCCAGAUGACAUCACAGUGCUGCUGUCUAUAGUGGCAGAAUACACCGACUAGAGUCUGUGUGGACGGGGGACGGGGGGGGUGGCAUCUGCCUCCACAGGUGAUGGACUGCUUUGAUUCCUGCUGGUCAGGAUGAAGGACUGAUGUCAGAUGCUUUAUCCGCAUGUGUCGACUCUAUUCUGCCUCAUCCCCCAGCUGACCAUCAACCCCUUCUGCCCCCCCUUUCUGCCCCCCC